AUGUCUCUUUCUGCUCAAAGUCACGUACCACCAUCUCCAUCGAGUGCCAACAAUGCAUUAGUCAAAUCAUCAUUCGCCACAUACGUACUAUCACUCUUGGCCUAUUUACUUUACUUACUUUGGUCAAUUCUACCAACUGAAUUCAUCGAGAAUCACCUUCACAUUCAUUGGUAUCCAUCUCAAGAAUGGGCUACUCUCAUUCCAGCUUGGCUCACUGUCACCUCUUGGAUAAUCUUUCUCACUUAUCUUGGUCGUAAUAUCAUGGUGACUCCACCUGUCGAUGGUCCUGAAGGCCUUAGAUCUCUUACAGACGAUUCAGCUAUCGUUCUUGAUCAUUUUAAAAUACCUUCUGUUCCUUUACAUCUUCCUCAUGAUCAAAAUUAUGAUCCACCAGUUCCAAUCCUUCGAGAAGUGCCAUGUCAGGUCGUCAACGAAUUCUACUUUAGAAAACUGGCUCACUGA
Melampsora larici-populina 98AG31 is the source of this 462-nucleotide messenger RNA. RefSeq lists its product as uncharacterized. The coding region runs from base 1 to 462 and encodes 153 amino acids. The record is from RefSeq and is a predicted model, not a curated record. Lineage: Eukaryota; Fungi; Basidiomycota; Pucciniomycetes; Pucciniales; Melampsoraceae. The transcript has a single exon.